AUGUUAAAGUUAAAGAUGUUGCUACAUACUCAAGUUGUUUUACUUUGUGGUUAUUUUUUUUUUUAGAGUGAAUACUGACUAAAACGUGGAAAGAACAAACACAGAAGUCAAAAACAAAUAUACAUAUCUUUUAUCAUCUAACAAGAAGAAGGAAACGAUGAGGAGAGCAGAGAUGAGGCGGACUGGAGGAGGGCCUGCCUCCAAGCCUGACAUUGAUGUCACCGUGGAAAUGGCUUUGACUUCGGUUCCAAAAGAUUCCAUUGAUGGCGUACAAGGCGGAGUUGAUACAUGUGAUCUCCCAGGGUCAUUCACAGGUGCUACUGACGUGCUUGAGGAAACACUUCCUGAAGAAGCUGUUGUGGAAUGCUCUUCUGGAGAGACAGAAAGCCACAAUGCUGCAGAGCCUUCAGCUUCCUUGGAUCUUUCGGUCACUCAAUUUCAACAGUCUAAUUGCAGUAAGACCUGCUAUCUGUUCAACAGACAAAGUACAUGGACCUCUGCACAACAGCUUUGAGAAAGUGAAUCCAAGUUUUUAAUGAUGGAAAGAUAAGAAUUAGGUUUGGUUGAGGCUUGGGUCUGUUAUGCUCCAGGG
Liolophura sinensis is the source of this 592-nucleotide messenger RNA. RefSeq lists its product as uncharacterized. The record is from RefSeq and is a predicted model, not a curated record. NCBI's taxonomy places the organism in Eukaryota, Metazoa, Mollusca, Polyplacophora, Chitonida, Chitonidae. The coding region runs from base 158 to 514 and encodes 118 amino acids. The transcript is spliced from 4 exons.